UCGUCUGUCCCGGGGCCCGGGCUGGCUCUCGGCGGCCCUGCACACAUACUCAUGAACCUCCUGAGAGGAUUGCCAAGUAAUAUAAGAUGGGGCUGGUUCGUUGGGUUAUUUAGCAGGAAAAUGCCUCCACCUUGCGACGAUUUCGCACUAUGGGGGUGGGGAAGGAAACAGGAGAAAAGCCAUGUGGACAAGUGUCACAGUAUCCCAAGACGAGAUCUGAACCCUGAGCCGCUCACUGCAGUGUUUUAACUACCGGGCCAUUGAGAGCUCUAUUGUGCCUUUUAUUUAUGAUAGUGAUCGCACAAAGGCCCUCUAAAUGGCAGGCAACAGUUGAAAACUGGGAUAGAGAGGGUGUGUUCGGUCUGAAUGAUACUUCACCUUUCUGACUGCAUGAAGGUACAAUUAAGUCAGAAAACGACAGCUGUAAUGUACCAAUAAUUAUCUCUCAAUAUCAGUUAAUGUGCGGCAAUACAUAUGCACAAUUAUUCUGACCAUAACUUUUCCAUGGCCUGGAUUGUUGGAGUGAAAGUUGUUGAGACAUUUCACUUUAAACUUUAAAGUGUAACUAACACUGCUGUCCCUGGUGGCUACAUAGAUAUGGGCUAGUCGCGCAAGAACAGCACAACGAUGGUAUUGGCUGCACAGCUGUAGGUUUUAUUUUCAGUGGUUCACUUGAGGGCUGGCCACUCUUCCACUCCACUCUCACUCCAGAAAAGCCCCUUGUGCCAUGUUUUAUCUUUCGCCACUUUAUCUCAAGUGCUUUAUCAUUUUGGCUCUGGGGUCUCAUUAAAAAAAAAAAAAAUCCCAGGAAAAUAGGGUUCUAGAACAUCUAGCUGAAUGAUGUGUAGUGUGUGCACUGUAAACUACCUGCUUAUGCUCAAGAAGGUGAUUUUGACAGGCAUCAUACCAGGGUCUCCAGUCUUUGUGCAUAUGCCUAUUAUUUGGAGGUUCUUCACUCAUGCAAGAUUUGUAAUGAGCACUACUGUAACUAGAUACUUUCUCUCUGGCAAACUUAAGUUGUGCCACCAUCAGAUAGUGCUGUAUGGUACCAGUGCUGCAUCUAGUAAAAAUGACAUCUAUGUUGUCAACUUGCGAAGCGAUACUUUCACGCUGCCUACAUCUUCAAUGAAGAAAGCCAUGGUGGAGGCACAUCUUGGAGAUGAUGUAUAUGGGGAGGACCCCACUGUUAACAGGCUACAAAAAGAAUGUGCAACACUGUUGGGGAAAGAUGCAGCUCUGCUGAUUCCCACUGGCACCAUGGGCAACACUGCUGCCAUGUUAUCUCAUUGUCAUGGACUGUUUGAAGAAAUAUUACUGGGAGAUCAGUCACACAUGCAUUUUGGUGAAGUUGGAGCAAUUGCUACUCUGGCAGGAAUACAUUCUCGAACUGUUACCAACAAGUGUGAUGGCACAAUGGACAUUAAUGAGCUUCGGGAAAAGAUACGCAUCAAGAAAGACCCACACUAUCCCCAGACACGUGUCAUUUGCUUGGAGAACACCCAUAAUAGAUGUGGUGGUACCAUCCUUCCACUGAACUUUUUAGAGCAGGUUAGGGAUGUGGCUGAUGCACAUCAUCUUGCAAUGCACUUGGAUGGAGCACGACUAAUGCAUGCUGCAGUUGCUCAGGAAGUGGCACCUUGUGAAAUUGCACAGUAUUUUGACUCUGUUUCAAUGUGCUUUUCAAAGGGUCUUGCCUGCCCUGUAGGAAGCAUUUUGGCUGGUUCAAAGGAUUUUAUAGAAAGAGCUUUGUGGGCACGAAAAGCCUUGGGAGGUGGAAUGCGACAAGCUGGAGUUAUUGCUGCACCAAUGUUAGUAGCACUGAACGAGAUUGUUCCCCACCUCAGGGAGGAUCAUGCUAGGGCUAGAAAAAUAGCCCAAGCUAUAGUUGACGUUAAAGAGAAUAACUUCCUGAAGCUAAAUAUGGAGUUGGUUCAGACUAAUAUAGGCAUGUUGCAUAUGGACUGCAAUAUCAGCACAAGAAAAUUGUGUGAGCGAUUGACUCAGGUCACUGAUGAAGAAUUUGAAGUUCUUGGAGAGCGAAUCUCUGUGCAGAUGAUGCCAUUUUCUGACACUCUUAUUCGCUUUGUGACUUAUUAUGGUAUUACAGACAAAGAUGUUGACAAGGCCAUAAAGAAACUCCAAUAUGUUCUGACAGGUAUGUCAACAUGCUAAUGCAUUUGGAGGCAAAAUAUAUGGGCAGUUCCUUUUCUUCUUCUUGUUCCUAUUCUCCCCCAGUGGAGCAUAGGGCCGCAAGGCGGCGGUUCCUUUUUAUCCACAUGAAAAGCUAAAACAGAUUGUUCCUUUAAAUAAUAUGGUUUUCUCACAUCAUUAAUGGAACUGUUUUGUGCCCUCCAUGUACCUGUCAGUCUGUGCUUUCUGAUAGCUAUGUUAUAUCUAGACUCCCCAGCUUGUUAGUAAUAUACUUUUCUUGUCCAAGUAUUGCUUAAAUGAAGAUGAUGUGGGUUUGUCAUCCAGACUGGUAAAGACCUAGAGGAGAGCAAAUGUUGAUAAAUAUGUCAUGUCUGCAGGAAGCUGCUUGUGAAUACAUUUUUUUUUUGUACUUGGUUUUGGUUAAUUACUACCUUAAAUAGUUUGAAAACAGAUCUGAUGAAUAUUGAUGGUACAGAAAUUCUUCCAAAUUCUUCCUCCCUUUUGUACAUGUAAGUAAUCAGGUGCCAUCGGGUUACCCUUCAAGAAUGUUGCAUUAAAAUAAAUAUCUUUGCACAGGCAGAAAAAGAGAUUCUGAACCAAACUCGUCGGCGUUUAGAGACAAAAGCCCCUUGCAAUGAACAGUUUUCGAGUGAAUAGCAUAUGGUGUAUAACAGACAGAGUUGCAUACCUCCUGUACCUUUCAGAUACCCCCGACAAAAUCUUUUACUACCAGCACCUGGCAAAGUAGCUGUAAUGAUCUUUUGCUGUGCAUCAUAUCUUAAAAUAGAGAUUCAAGAUAGUAUCUGAGACAACAAAAUUAAAUGCACUACAUUCCUACAUGGAACUUCAGGCCUGUGUAUGUCCAUUUAAAGAUUAAAAAAAAAAUCAACUGCCAAUGGUAAAUACAAAUGUACACAUAAACACAAUUUUGAAAACAAAAUCUUUUGGAAAGCACAUAAUUACAUAAAAACAGUUUAGAAACAAUUAAAUCAUUUACUGCUAUCUUUAUUCACAUUUGCAAAAGGCGCCAAGAAAUUAAGAUCACAGCAAUCACAUAAAAGUUUAUAAGGAUUACACUUGUUAGAAUAAAUACAAAGACUUUAAAGUGACUAAUUCAAAAUUAAAGCUAAAAUUCUUUAAAUCCAU
Pomacea canaliculata is the source of this 3297-nucleotide messenger RNA. Its product is annotated as probable low-specificity L-threonine aldolase 2. The transcript has 10 exons. Gene Ontology annotation, cellular component: cytosol. Gene Ontology annotation, biological process: glycine biosynthetic process; L-threonine catabolic process. NCBI's taxonomy places the organism in Eukaryota, Metazoa, Mollusca, Gastropoda, Architaenioglossa, Ampullariidae. Bases 838 to 2172 code for a protein of 444 amino acids. Gene Ontology annotation, molecular function: L-allo-threonine aldolase activity. The record is from RefSeq and is a predicted model, not a curated record.